This is a messenger RNA of Thelazia callipaeda (thelaziosis nematode), 1650 nucleotides long. NCBI's taxonomy places the organism in Eukaryota, Metazoa, Nematoda, Chromadorea, Rhabditida, Thelaziidae. The record is from the annotation of a GenBank genome assembly.
AUGGGUGACACACCAACGAAACGAAAGGAAGCAAGGCCUAAGAAAGUUAAGACAGUGACAGGAACGCGUGGUGCGAAAACUCCAAGUACAGCGCCAACACAUACAUCUGUAGGAUGGCAUCUGAUUCGUAGAACAGAAGCAGAAGUAUGGCGUCCGACUGGUGUGACAGCAGCAGGACCAUGGCCUCCAGUUGUUGCACCAAGAACACAAGUAUGCUUUCCAACUAAUACAGCGGGAGUGCGACCAUGGCGUUCGAUGAAUGUAGAACGGGCACGAAUGCAUGCUCCGCGUAUUAAUCCAUCGAAAGCAGUAAAAGCACCAAUGUAUACAUGGCCAGCGGUGCCUACAAGAGUGCCAGAGAUGUAUCGAUCGGAGUCAAGAUUUUCAAGUCAAAGGCAUGAGUAUAGAGCAAGAGGGCCAGGCAUGAACACGCCUUGGGCACGGAUGGAUGCAGGACCCGUUCCCAUGCAAUCAUUUGGGGUUCCAUUGGGCGCAGCAGCGAAUCAAACGUAUGAGCAAGGAAAUUGGCCUAUGUUUGGAGGAGGAAAUCCGGUUGAUGCUACAGACACAAGAAUGAAUGCAACAAUGGCACCAGGAGUAAGUGUAGUACAGGAAAGACAAGCACUGCUGAAUGUAGAGGACAUAACAACGGGUAUAGUUGAUGUACCAAAGUCGUCUGGGGAAGUUUCUAGAGAGUCAGUACCUCCAUCACCUGGUCGAGGUGAAGACACUUUAGAAUGGAUGUUACCCUAUGGUGAUUUCGUCAUUGGACUAAAUUAUCAGAUUCAAAGGAAAAUAGGUUCUGGUUCAUUUGGAGAUAUUUAUCAGGCAAUAGAAUUUGGUUCUGGUGAUGACGUAGCAGUAAAACUUGAACCUAUUACGGUUCGUUAUCCGCAACUUUCACAUGAGUAUCGAGUCCUCAAACUUCUUCAAGGGGGUUAUGGUAUUCCUCGGUUACGAUGGUUUGGUGUGGAAUUUGGUUACUCAUUCCUGAUAAUGGAUUUAUUGGGGCCCAAUCUUGAACAAUGCUUCAGUUUCUGUGAUUGCAAAUUCUCGCUUAAGACUGUUUUGAUGCUCGCCAGUCAAAUGUUACCACUUGUUGAGUAUGUGCACAAUAAGAAUUACCUGCACAGAGAUCUGAAGCCGUGCAAUUUUUUAAUGGGUACUAAACAAGAGAGUCAUAAAGUGUAUCUGAUUGAUUUCGGAUUAUCAAAGAGAUAUCGCAAAUCCGACACUUCGGAACACAUCCAAUUUCGUACAGAUAAGAAUCUUACUGGAACGGCACGUUUCGCUUCUAUCAAUUCAAAUAGGGGCUUUGAAAUUUCGCGAAGGGAUGACUUGGAAUCUCUAGCUUAUAUGUUUUUGUACUUUCUGAGAGGUGCUUUACCUUGGCAAGGACAUUCUGCAACUACCAAAAAACAAAAGUAUGAUAAAGUACUCGAGAUCAAGCUUAGUAUAACUGUUGAGACCCUUUGUAGUGGUCUCCCAGAUGAAUUUACUAUUUUUCUUAAUUACUGUCGUGGCUUAGAAUUUGAUGAAGAACCCAACUAUGAGCAUCUGAAGUGUCUGUUUCGCUCUCUGUUUGAAAAAUCAAGUUACCAGAUGGAUUUCUCAUUUGAUUGGUUGGUGAAAAUGGAUUCAACGCCUUAA